Messenger RNA from Malassezia sympodialis ATCC 42132, 2748 nucleotides. RefSeq names its product ATP-dependent RNA helicase DBP10 (gene DBP10). Lineage: Eukaryota; Fungi; Basidiomycota; Malasseziomycetes; Malasseziales; Malasseziaceae. The record is from RefSeq and is a predicted model, not a curated record. Gene Ontology annotation, cellular component: nucleus; cytosol. Gene Ontology annotation, molecular function: ATP binding; RNA binding; RNA helicase activity.
AUGGCGAAGGAGAUUGACUUUCUCGCGGAGGACGACGCCGAGCUCGCGCCCCCUCCCCGUCGAGCACCGCCCCAGGCGCCGGAGGACGACGAUGACGCCGCGUUCAUUGCUGCUGCCGCGCAGAAGCACAAUGUCAAGGCUGGCAUGCAGGUGGCGAAGCAGGCCAGCAAGGGCAAGACCAAGUCGCCUAUGGCGAGCGGCAUAGUGAGCGGCGGCGGCAGCUUCCAGAGCAUGGGGCUGCAUCCGUCGCUGCUGCGCGCGCUGCUGCUGCGCGGCUUUACGACGCCGACGCCUAUCCAGCGGCGCGCGAUCCCGGCGAUCCUCGCGCAGCCCCCCCAGGACGUGGUGGGCAUGGCGCGCACCGGUUCCGGCAAGACGCUCUCGUACAUGGUCCCGCUUAUCCAGCGCUUGCAUGGACGCCAUUCGACGACGUUCGGCAUCAAGUCGGUGAUCCUGUGCCCCUCGCGAGAGCUGGCGCUGCAGAUCCUCAAGGUCGGCAAGGACCUCGCGCGCGGCUGGCGCUCCGACGAUGAAGCGCAGCGCGAGGCGAUCCGCUGGGCGCUGGUCGUUGGUGGUGAGGGGCUCGACGAGCAGUUUGCGAUGAUGACGGCGAACCCCGAUGUGGUCAUUGCGACGCCGGGCCGUUUGCUGCACCUGGUCGUGGAGAUGAAUCUGGACCUGAGGGCCGUUGAGUACGUUGUGUUUGACGAGGCGGACCGCCUCUUUGAGAUGGGCUUUGCCGAUCAGCUGGAGGAGCUGCUGCGCCGCCUCCCGACGACGCGCCAGACGCUCCUGUUCAGUGCGACGCUGCCCAAGUCGCUCGUCGAGUUUGCGCGCGCAGGCCUCGAGGCGAACCCGAAACUGAUCCGCCUCGACACGGACAGCAAGAUCAGCCCUGACCUGCGCAUGGCGUUCUUCAGCGUCAAGCCCGCUGAAAAAGACGCGGCGCUGCUCCAGCUGCUGCGGCACAUCAUCCAGGUGCCCACCGGCGCGCCUGAGCCGGACGAGCCAGCCGGCAAGAAGCGCAAGCGCAUGAACCCGGUCGACCAGCUGCGGCCGUACCAGACCGUCAUCUUUUGUGCGACCAAGCACCACGUCGAGUACCUGCUGCUGAUGCUCACGACGAUGGGCUAUGCGUGCUCGCACAUCUACUCGUCGCUCGACCAGGCCGCCCGCAGUAUCGAGAUGAACAAGUUCCGCGCGGGGCGCACGUCGCUGCUCGUCGUGACCGACUUGGCCGCGCGCGGUAUCGACCUGCCGGUGCUGGAGCAUGUGAUCAACUACGACUUCCCGCCCCAGGCGCGCCUCUUUGUGCACCGCGUCGGCCGCACAGCGCGUGCGGGUCGCCGCGGCUGGGCGUGGAGUCUGUGCACGCACGCCGAGCUGCCGAACCUGUGUGAUCUGCAGCUGUUCCUCGGCCGCCCCCUCGUGUCGUCGCACACGCUGCAGGGCGACGCGGCGCACGACCUGCAUGCGAAUCUGGUGCUGGGCACGUUCCCCCGCGACGUGCUGGAUUCGGAGAGCGAGUCGAUCCGGCAUGCGAUGCACGAGUCGUCCUCGACGGCGACCGCGUACGAUGCCCUCGCGCAGGUCGUCCAGCGCGCGCACCGCAUGUAUGUGCGCUCACAGCCCAAGGCCAGUGCAGAGAGCCACCGCCGCGCGAAGGACAUGCUCAAGGCGGCCGAGCGCAGCGCGCUCAUGGGCGGCACCGAGGGCUGGGCCCUCGCGGGCCAUCCGCUCGAGGCAGCGGGCGUGCACGAUGUGCUGCGGCGCCCUGACGUAUACCAGCUGGCCACGAGUGAGGACGCCAAGCGCCGCCGCACGCACGACGACCCCCUGGCCGGCGCGCGCGCGGCCUUGCUGGCCAAGGUGAACGCGUUCCGUCCCGGCGAGACGGUGCUGGAAGUAGGCGCACGGGGCCCGAACAUGCCGCUCGCGCGCCUCAUGCAGGACCGGCGGCGCACACUCGACGCGAAGCAGCAGCGUGCGCGUGCGAUCGAGGCGGCCAAGCGCGGCGACACGGCGCCCGCCGCGGACGUGCCGGAGGAGGCGCCGGCCGCCGCCUCUUUGCCCGCCGACGAGGCGGAGAUUGCGUCCGUCUUUGACACACGCACGAGUUUCCGCGAUCCGUCCGUGUACCUCGACUACGAGCAGCGCGGCGCCGCGGAGGAGCGCGGCUACUCGCUGCAUGGCCCUUCCUUCACGGAGCAGGCGAACCGCGUGAGCGUCGACAUGGCCGGCGACGAUGUCGGCCCGGGCACGCCGAACCAGCGGCCGAACCAGCGACGCUGGGACACGAAGAAGAAGAAGUUUAUCCAGGGCGACGGCACCGGCUCCGACAACCAGAAGCUGAUUCGCUCGGAAACAGGCCUCAAGCUGCCGGCCAGCUACCGCUCCGGGCGCUUCGACGCGUGGCGCAAGGAGCAGCAGGUGGAGCUGCCGCAUGUGGGCGAGGACGAGAGCUCGAUGGCCGCGUCCGCGCGCCGCGUCGCUGCGCUUGUGAACCAGCGCGGCGGCCCACGGCACCGCGGCUUCCACCACACGCAGACCAAGGCGCCGAAGCCGCUGGACAAGCUGCAGUACGACUACCACAAAAAGCGCAAGGCGCGUGAGCGCAAGGGCCUCUCGCCGCACGCGCCGCGCGCCGCGCACAGCGAGCUCAAGAGUGCGCAGCAGAUCCACCGCGCCCGCGAGGUGCAGGCGAAGCGCAAGGCAAAGAAUGCACGCCCGUCCAAAAAACGCAAGUAG